Messenger RNA from Trichomycterus rosablanca, 1803 nucleotides. It is a transcript of the gene phyhip, whose product is annotated as phytanoyl-CoA hydroxylase-interacting protein. The transcript has 6 exons. Bases 56 to 1057 code for a protein of 333 amino acids. Gene Ontology annotation, molecular function: protein binding. Gene Ontology annotation, cellular component: cytoplasm. The record is from RefSeq and is a predicted model, not a curated record. Lineage: Eukaryota; Metazoa; Chordata; Actinopteri; Siluriformes; Trichomycteridae.
UCUAUUUUUCUGUCCAGCAUAUUUGUUGAUUUCUGCUGCUCGGAGCACUGAGGCAAUGGCUGAGCUGGACGUCCUCUCCACACCCUGUAACGUCCAGAUCAGUGAGGUGACCUGUGACUCGUUCCGUGUUGCCUGGGAGAUAACCCCGGAGGAUGCAGCACGCGUGACGCAUUACUUCAUUGAUCUGAGCCGCAAGGAAGGAGCAGAGCGGAACCGCUUCAAAAACAGAGAUGUGCCAACCAAGCUGGUGGCCAAGGCGGUGCCCCUGCCUAUGGCUGUAAGGGGCCACUGGUUUCUGAGUCCACGUACAGAUUACUGUGUGGCUGUGCAGACGGCCAUCCGACUGCCCGAUGGAGACUACCAGGUUUCCGAGUGGAGCCAAGUGGUGGAGUUCUGCACUGGGGAUUAUGCCAUCGAUCAUCUCCAACAGCUCCUGGAUAAAGCGCAGGGGGCGGCAGGGAGGAUGCUAAGUUUCUCUGUGUUCUACCGUAACCAGCAUCCAGAGUACUUUCACUAUGUGAGAAAUCAGUGUGGAGGUUUGAUGCUUCAGUCACUUAAAGACAACAGUGGAAGUCAUGGUUCCCCCAUCAAUAGCAAACUUUGUGGAGUCUUCCUCAGCUGCAACACCGAGUUCGACACAGGUCUUACUCCCAAAGAUUCCCCCUACGGCCCCCUGCGCUUCCAGAUCUCUGCGGCUCUCCUCCUGAAACCGGACACACACCUCUACUUCGCCGAUUUCUACUGCAUGUACACGGCGUACCAUUAUGUGGUGUUGGUGCUGGCCCCUGCUGGAUCAGAGGGAGAUCUUUUCUGCAGCAGUCGUCUGCCCAAGCUGGACAUUACGGCCAAUCCCUUUCUGACUUACGUUCCCGGAGAGGAACCUACGUUCCGUCAUGCCAGUGAUGUCAUACUGGAGGUUUUGUACACAGAAUCAAUAUCUCUGGACCAGGGCACGGUGACACAGAUCAGUGGCCAUCACCAGCUCAUGAGUCUGUCCACUGCCAACGCAAAGAAGGAUCCCAGCUGCAAAGUGUGUAACAUUAGUGUCGGACGCUGAGCCAAGAAUGCUGAGGGAUUGGCGUUUGAACUCAACAGAUGCUACAGAAUGCAUCUUUGAUAGAGGACAAAAAUAUAAGUUGACAUUUUAAUUGAGUUUUUCGUCCUCUUGUAUGCAAAGUUUAGGCACCCUUGGUAUAAAAUAUAAAAUUUAACUAAAAGUGUUGUAGAUGAGAUAAGGCAAAGCAUUCUAUAUAUGUGUAAUAUAAAUCAAAUUCAGAGGUCUACAUAUAUUGUUAAAACUAAGCCAUAUGAUGAACAUACUGCCAAACAUGUGACCUGUGUUAUCAAACUGGAAUGAGAGCUACGUACAAAGUUGAGGGCAGAAUCCCCAAGAGCCACCAGUGCAGCCUAAAUACAGCAUGACAUCUCCGCUACGAGUCACUAGAACUUUACUAGAGCGCUGUAACACCAUUAUUUAAAAAAAAUCCUUUCUUUAACUGGUCGAGCAUUGUCAAGUGCAAUCCAUACUCUCCCAUAGAGAUCCACGUGUGUCCAUUAUAUUUAAAUCACUUCCAUAUGUAUAAAACCAUUUAGUAACUCCUUGUGCCCUUGUAAACCCAGGUCCUUCAGAACCACGUCUCUGAGCAUCAGCCACUCUACCAGUUUCACCAAUUUUUAUUUUAGUCAGUCAUGCCAUCAGUCAGAAGUUCACAUACACCUGUAUGGAACACGCCAUGGCAGAUUGAUUGAUUUUUGCAACUGCUCUUUUGUCUGUUACUAAAUGAUUAAAACACACUUAUCUGA